UCAAUUCUCUCUUUUGUUUGCAGUAACAGAUAUUAGGAGAAGCGAAAGCAAUACCAUCGUGAGUACGUUACAAUGGGCAAAUCUUCAUCGUCCUCAAAGAUAAUCAAACAUUCCAAAGAUUUGUCUAAUAAGUUGCGAUCUGUGAAGAAGAAGAAGAAGAGUAAGAGAAACAAAUCAAAGAAGAUUCGUCGGAUUAAAGAGAGUGAAUUAAGUGGUUCAGAUUCUUCUUUGUAUUCUAGUUCAGAAGAUGAUUACAGGAGAAAGAAGAAGCGUAGAUCUAAAUUGAUCAAGAAGAGGUCACGGAAGAGGUACUCUAGUAGUGAGAGUGAUGAUGAUGAUGAUGAUCGUCUUUUAAAGAAGAAGAAAAGAUCGAAGAGGAAAGACGAAUAUGUAGGGAAGAAGAAGAAGAAAGUUGUUUCAAGAAAGAGACGUAAGAGAGAUUUGAGUUCAAGCUCGACUAGUAGUGAGCAGAGCGAUAAUGACGGUAGUGAGAGUGAUGGGAAGAGAAGGUCUAGGGAUAGAGGAAGAAGACUUGGUGAGGUUAAGGAUGUGCGGAGUAGAAGUAGAGAUGGGUUGGAAGGAGAGAGUGAGCCUGAUGAAUGCUGGCAAGUGGAAGAUGAUGUUAUGACUGAGAAGAAUCCUAGAAGGCUUAAAUCGAUUGUGGUAUCAUAUAGUUAUGGGAAUGAUGAGAGAAAGGAAGAAGAUGACCGAGAUGUCUAUAUGACACGCGGUGGCAAUAGAGAGUUAGGAGAUAGUGAGGACUCUGAUGAGAGAGAUGGUGAAACUACCGUAUCUUAUCCUAGAACUCGCGCUGAAGCUGUUGGCUAUGAUGAAUUUGGGGAAUGUAAUAUAUCUGAAACUAGCAAAGUUUCUCAUACAGACAAAAGCUUGAAAAAUGAUGAUCUGGAAGCUAUUCUAAAGAAAAGAGCGUUGGAGAAUCUAAAAAGAUUUCGUGGAGUGACCCAAAAGAGUGAAAUAGCUAAAAAAGAGGUGUCUUCUGUUUCAGAAGGAGAAUCUAUGCAAAUUGAAUCUGAAAAAGUUGAGGAGUCACAAGACCAUGGUCUCAUGGAGCAGAAGCUUUGUGACUCUGCGGUAAGCAAAGAUCUUGAGACUUCAGAAAAGAUUUUACAUGUUGUUAAUGUUAAGGAAUCUGGAACAGCAUUGGCGAAUUCUGCCUCUCAACAAGAUCAGCAGUCUGGUGAUACUGCCAAGGUUAAAGCUAGUUCUGGUAUUAGCUCUUGUACAACCAAACGGAAGUUAGUUAGACCGGUAUUGGGUAAAGAUAGUUUAAAUCUAGCUAGCAGGAAAGAAGCCAGUGGUAGCCAAGAUGCUGAAGCUGAGAGCAUCGAUGGCAGUACCAUUGAUAAGAGUUGUUUAGAAAGUACUCUAGCUUUGGUAACAAAGAAUGGAAAUGAACACAUAGAUACAACAAAAGUGAGCUCUACUACUUUUAACGCUGAGUCUUCUUCUCAUGUUGACACUGAGACAUUAGAUGAUGUCAAAGGAGGAUCUCAGUCUGAACAGAAAACAAUUGAUGAAACAAAAGAUGAGUCACAGUACGAACAAAAAACGAUGACUGUGAUGAGGGGUGGAGAAAUGGUUCAGGUGAGUUACAAGGUCUACAUUCCUAAGAAGACCUCUUCUUUGGGUAGAAGAAAACUUAACAGGUGAAGCGACGACAUGAAGAUAGUCUAUGUUGACAGAUUUUUUUGUUUCUGUAGAAUUGAAAUACAAUGGUUAUAACCAG
Arabidopsis arenosa is the source of this 1747-nucleotide messenger RNA. NCBI's taxonomy places the organism in Eukaryota, Viridiplantae, Streptophyta, Magnoliopsida, Brassicales, Brassicaceae. The record is from the annotation of a GenBank genome assembly.